This is a messenger RNA of Centropristis striata (black sea bass), 1820 nucleotides long. RefSeq names its product leucine rich repeat containing 23 (gene lrrc23). The coding region runs from base 635 to 1603 and encodes 322 amino acids. Gene Ontology annotation, molecular function: protein binding. The transcript is spliced from 8 exons. Gene Ontology annotation, cellular component: cytoplasm. The record is from RefSeq and is a predicted model, not a curated record. Lineage: Eukaryota; Metazoa; Chordata; Actinopteri; Perciformes; Serranidae.
AGAAUAACACGACUGUUUCUUGCAGAUUUUUUUUUCUGAAUUUUUCAUUUUUACAUUGGAGCUCAAGGUCAAUAAAGUUAAUAUAUUAUCAUACUGAUAGGUCAGAUGCCAUGGUGUCACCGUCUGUGACUUGGCCUGAUCUGUGCUGAUUAGCUGGAAGAAAUCCAUGUGGGUCUACGACCUCACAGAGAGACAUGGGGACCCUAUUUUGAUACCCACUGAAGUUACCAAAAUACGGUUCUUCUCCCGAUAAAGGGUUAACACACCUUCGCUCAUGUUGUGGCUGUAGUUACCAUGGCAACAACAAACGCAGUUGUGCUUGGCCAGACAAACUGCAGUUAGGUUGAUCAAAGUUGACACCAACCUUUAUUUAAUACUUCUUAAACUUAGUGUUUCUCUGCAAGUUGACGUCGAUUAUUAUAUUUAUUUUCAGUUACAAAGCUGAAUUCCGUUCAACAGGUUAGUUAGCUACCGUAACGUUGCAGGACUUGCAACUGUCCCAUGACGUCAGCUAGCGGUUAGCUUAGCCACCCAAGUCAAUUCUUCGACCAAGUGCAGGUGGACUUGUUAACAGCUUUGAAAGCUACCAACAGUGACCCGCUAAUUUUAGUGAAAACCAGCGAAAUUAAUCAGGAUGUCUGAGAUGGACGAAGAUGCAGUGUUGUCGGAUGUAGAGGGAGAUGAAGAAACGCUUCAAGGAGGAGGAGCAGGAAGGGGCGAGAAGGAACAGGUUUGCGUUUUGACCCAAGAAACCAUAAGCCAGGGGCUUUCAUUGCUGUGCCGAACAGGAAAUGGACUCGGACAUGCAUUUGUUAAAUUGGAACUGAAAGACAAAGGACUGAAUGACAUUGCUGCAAUCAGCAAUUAUGUUCACAUACGUUUUCUGGAUGUAUCCAACAACCACCUCAUUGAUCUUUCUCCUCUGACAUCUCUGACCCAGCUGCUCUGGCUAAAGGUUGACAAUAAUGCUGUGGCAUGCUUCAAAGGGCAGCCUUUUGCCCACCUGACUUACCUGCAGUGGCUGAGUAUGGCGGUGAACCGGCUGACAGACCUGGACGGCCUGGUCGGGCCUGCCUUGGAGAGCCUCAAUCUUUCAGGUAACGGUAUUCAAAAAUUGAAUGGCCUUCAGGGUGGCUGUUUUGCCAACCUGGUAACUCUAGAGCUGAGGGGAAACCAGUUGGAUACCACUGAUGGCAUCAACCUUCCCAACCUCCGGCAAUUAUAUCUGGCCCAAAAUGCUAUCAAGCGUCUGGAGGGUUUAGACAGGUUAGAGCGCCUCACCAUCCUUCACCUUCGAGACAACCAACUAGAAACUUUGGACGGCCUCAGCCCCAACAUGAAGUGUCUCAAAUACCUCAACGUCAGAGGCAAUGUAAUCUUAGAUGAGAAAGCCCUACAGUGCCUCAUGCUUGUGUCAAAAACUCUGCAAGCGUUGGUCCUUUCUGACAAUCCUCUGGUGGAAAUGGUGGACUACCGGCUGAGUGUACUAAUUGUCCUGCCACAGCUGGAGCGACUUGACAAAGAUCCUGUCUCCCCAGAGGAGACCUUUGAGGCCCGUGAGAGAAUUAAGGAACUUAAGGAAGAGGAAAUAUCUGGGCAAUAAGAUUUGCAAUGAUGGCCAGUAGAAGGAAGUGCUUGACUUACUUGAAAAUACAGGUUACGUGUGUAUAAGUGAUUGUCUUGUAUGAAAUGUAUUUUAUAUUGUGAGCAUCUUGCAUGAUGCAUUUUUUAUCUGUAAAUGUGUGCAUCAUGAUUGCUUAUGUCAUGUCAUUACACUAUUACAGCAUCUAUUUUUGGAAAAAUAAAGACUUUUAAAUGUU